CUCUGAUCCACGCCGACUACUUUAAGAGAUGAGACAGUGUUGAAUCCUGUGACUGAACAGAUCGAGUGAACGCCUGUCGAGGGAGAAAGAGAGGCUCGGCCGCGAUGGUCCGCACCGCGGGACGGUCUGCUGGUCUUCGCAGCAUUCCGACGGGCCUUCUGCUGCUGCUGCUGCUGCCUCUGCUGCCGGCAACAUUACCGGUUGAGACCGCGUGCGGCUCAGGCGCCGUCGUCUUCAACUUCGGCGACUCCAACUCCGACACCGGGGGUCUCACCGCCGGCCUCGGCAUCCUCCUCCCCCAAGAAGAGGGCCGCGUCUUCUUCCGCCGCUCCUCCGGCCGCCUCUGCGACGGCCGCCUCGUCAUCGAUUUCCUCUGCGAGAGCUUGAACACCAGCUACCUGAGCCCGUACAUGGAGCCGCUGGGGGCGGAUUUCAGCAGCGGGGCCAACUUCGCCGUUGCCGGCUCUUGCACUCGCCCACCGGACGUUCCCUUCGCCUUGGCCGUCCAAGUGCGGCAGUUCCUCCGCUUCAAGUUGCGAUCUUUGGAGCUCGUUGCUCAAGGUGCCGAGGACCUGAUUGAUGCAGAGGGAUUCAGCAACGCGAUAUAUGCCAUUGACAUCGGGCAGAAUGAUUUAGCAGCAGCCUUUUCUGCAAAUUUAAGCUAUGUUCAGGUCAUCGAAAGAGUCCCAUCGGUCAUCCAUGAGAUCAAGAAAGCUAUUGAGAAUUUGUAUGACAAUGGAGGGAAAAAGUUUUGGGUACACAACACUGGCCCCUUGGGAUGUUUGCCUCAAAAGCUUGCCCUGCCGCGAAAACACAACAGCAGUCUCGAUCCAUAUGGAUGUCUGAUUCCCUUCAACAAUGCUGCCAAGGAAUUCAAUGCCCAACUGAGUGCUCUUUGUGAUAACUUGAACUCAGAGUUGAAGAAUGCCACCAUUGUUUACACUGAUAUCUACUCUAUUAAGUACGAUCUCAUCGCCAAUCACACUGCAUACGGCUUUGAGACUGCACUGAUGGCAUGUUGUGGAUAUGGUGGACCUCCAUACAACUUCAAUCAAAGGAUUGAGUGUGGUGCUUUUGGCUCCCAAGUGUGCCCUCUCGGCUCAAAGUACAUCAGUUGGGAUGGGGUUCAUUACACUGAGGCUGCCAAUGCUAUAGUGGCUUCCAAGAUACUGACAACAAAGUAUUCAAAACCCAAUCUUGCCUUUGAUUACUUCUGCACUGCUUAAUUUUUAUGCUUCGGAUUCACUCAUUUAGCUCGAGUCGAUUUACAUCGCGAUAACUGUAAUUUAAUUUCCUUCCUAGCAUACAUGAAAAAAAAGAUGUGAAAGAAGAAGAAAAGGAGGUAGAAUCUGUCAGCAAGUUUUGCCUACAUCCUAUUGAAUCUCUUUGGUGAAUUUGUAUGUGGAUCUCUUUAAAUGGAUGGGAUUUUUGUACUGUUACUCAUUAUAUCUCAUCAAAGAAAAACAAUUUUGAUUA
This is a messenger RNA of Musa acuminata AAA Group (dessert banana), 1476 nucleotides long. Its product is annotated as GDSL esterase/lipase At1g09390-like. The transcript is spliced from 5 exons. Gene Ontology annotation, molecular function: hydrolase activity, acting on ester bonds. The coding region runs from base 105 to 1226 and encodes 373 amino acids. The record is from RefSeq and is a predicted model, not a curated record. Lineage: Eukaryota; Viridiplantae; Streptophyta; Magnoliopsida; Zingiberales; Musaceae.